Molecule: messenger RNA, 1065 nt
Organism: Oldenlandia corymbosa var. corymbosa
Lineage: Eukaryota; Viridiplantae; Streptophyta; Magnoliopsida; Gentianales; Rubiaceae
Source: the annotation of a GenBank genome assembly
AAAGGCCCCAAUCCAUCUCCCUCUCUCCCCAACCGAAGCUCCUCUCGCUCUUCUUCUCUCUCAGUUUCUUCCAAACUUCGACGCCUCACAGUUCCUUUCUUCUCAACCUCCUUCAAUCGUAAUUUCCCUUUCUCUCUCACAUACUCACACACUACGCCUCUUUGUUUGUGGAUCUCGAUUUCGAUCGAUUUACCGCUGUUCUGUUAAUUGAUGCAUCUUAGAGUUUAUGAAAUCGAAAGGAAAUUUGUAUUUCUGUUUGUAAUUUUACUGUGUUUACGUGUUACUGAUUUUUUUUGGUGAAUCUCGAACAGGAAAAAAAGACCCGAUAUGGCCACGUUUGAGUUGUAUCGCAGGUCGACGAUCGGGAUGUGCUUGACGGAAACACUGGAUGAGAUGGUUUCGAAUGGAAUAUUGAGCCCCGAGCUUGCUAUCCAAGUACUUGUUCAAUUUGACAAGUCGAUGACUGAGGCUCUUGAAACUCAAGUGAAGAGCAAAGUUUCGAUCAAGGGACAUCUUCAUACCUACAGAUUCUGUGACAAUGUGUGGACUUUCAUCUUACAAGAUGCUGUUUUCAAGAGUGAUGAAUGUCAGGAAAACGUUAGCCGGGUGAAGAUAGUGGCAUGUGACUCAAAGCUGCUCACGCAGUGAGAGAUCUUCUUUUGCAGGCGACAUUGGUUGGUUUUAUAGCUGCUGAUAUUAGUUCGGUAGAUGGAGAACAGAGACUGUGAGAGGAGUCGGAAGAAGAAUGGAAACUCAUGCUUAGUUGUAAUUUUUAUGUGACAGCGAAAAUUGGAACCGUUCUGUAUAAUCCUUCUAGACGCUGAUGGUUGUAUUUCAUAUGAAUGUUUUGACAUCUAUACUGGACAGCCGCCUAUUCAUUUUCAGUUUUGUCAUUACUGAGAGUUUGUUGGGACUGAUCUCGUCACCUUUUGUGGCUAAAACUAAUGCAUAUUCCUGUACAUUAGAUCUAUUUGCUUUGUUGUUGAGAAAUGACGGGAAAACUGUUCGACAGAAACACCACUUUUUUAUUUGAGUUUUCUUUCCCUUUCCUCAAGUUCACUGUUC